AUGGAGGAUAUUGUGAAAGCCCUGACACAAGCUGCCACAGUGCAGCAAGAGACCAACAGGCUUCUGGCUUUGCAGAUUGAAGCUUUGACUGAAGCACAAAAGGCAGAUCAUGCUAUUCUCAAAGAAACCCUGGACCAGAUGACUGCCCAAGGAUCUCCUAACCCACCAGCAAGGGGGGUAAGCCAAAUACGCGCAAGCAGCUGUCUACAGAAAAUGACCCCAGAUGAUGAUGUGGAGACCUACCUGCUGGCGUUUGAACGGACCGCCGUCCGAGAAGGCUGGCCUCCAGAACAGUGGGCUGGAAUUAUUGCACCCUUUCUCCUGGGAGAAGCACAGAAAGCCUAUUUUGACCUGGAAGAGGAGGCUGCUGCAGACUAUUCCAAACUGAAAGCAGAGAUCCUGGCUCGGUUAGGGGUGACUGCAACAGUAAGGGCCCAGCGUUUCUACAACUGGAGGUUCAAGGAAGGAAAAGCUCCAAGAUCCCAGAUGUUUGACCUAAUCCAUCUGGCUCGGAAAUGGCUCAAACCAGAGAUUCAAACUCCUGCACGGAUCAUAGAAACGCUGGUGCUGGACCGGUGCUGGACGUGA
This is a messenger RNA of Nanorana parkeri, 588 nucleotides long. RefSeq names its product SCAN domain containing 1 (gene SCAND1). Bases 1 to 588 code for a protein of 195 amino acids. The record is from RefSeq and is a predicted model, not a curated record. The transcript has a single exon. Lineage: Eukaryota; Metazoa; Chordata; Amphibia; Anura; Dicroglossidae.